Oncorhynchus mykiss (rainbow trout) is the source of this 4425-nucleotide messenger RNA. NCBI's taxonomy places the organism in Eukaryota, Metazoa, Chordata, Actinopteri, Salmoniformes, Salmonidae. The record is from RefSeq and is a predicted model, not a curated record.
GUUACAAUAGCUCUCAAGGGGCAGGUCGCCCAUGAUGCGGACAGACCCAGUAAUGCCACAUUAUUUUUGCGCACAGACCAUGAUGAAUUAGACUAUUCAUUUCACUCCAUUUCAGGUUCAAAUACUUAAAUCAGACAUAGUCUUUAUUAAGCAACAUUCAAUUACAUCUCAAUCGACUAUUAAAAGAAUUGAACCUAUUUAUUUAUCACCUACAGAGGACUCCGGAGCAUUUUCAGUUGAGAGCGUGUCUGGUGAGAGGCGGAUCGCUUGGUUGGAACGCUUCCCUUCACUGGGCUGCUGCGCGGCUCUCUUGCACCUCCAGAGAAAGGCGGGGUGAGUCUAUCCGGUCUAUCCCAAGCCCUGUCUAAAAACGGACUCCUUCGGACAUCUGAGAAGGAAAAAAAACUCCGGGGCUGGAGCAAAGGCUGUUCAGAGGGAAACGCGUGUUGAGACCAUUAAUAUCUGAGACCAUUACGCACGGAGUUCAGAUACAGAAUUGACCGAGUUCUUCACGUUAAUGACAAUUUAGUUGAAUCACUUUUUUUUUAAAUACAGCGAUACAAUCAUUUAGAAUAUACAUAUUCGUUUGUUACAGAGGUGAAUUGCAAGAUUUCUAAAAACUCAAAGAUCUAUCGACAAUUCAAAAGGACAUUUCCAAGGAACCAUGAAGGAAUUAUCAACUUUCUGCCACAGGGUGACUCUGGUUGCUCUACUUCUAACAACUGUCUCAGCUACCAAGACGAAUGUACCACGACUCAGACUUUCAUACAAAGACCUCGUGGCCACCAACCGGUCCUCUAUCUUCAGUGGGCAUGACGGUCAGCUCUCUCUGACCGCUGUGUUUCUGGACGAGUACCAUGACCGUCUGUUCCUGGGGGGCAAAGACGUCCUCUACUCCCUGAGACUGGACCACACCAACCCGGACUCCAAAGAGAUCUACUGGCCUCCGUUGCCUGGUAACAAAGAUGACUGUGUCCAGAGAGGGAAGGAUUCUCAGACGGAGUGUGGCAACUUUGUGCGCCUGCUGCAGCCCUAUAACCGCACCCACCUGCUGGCCUGUGGUACGGGUGCCUUCCAGCCCAUGUGUGCCUACGUGUACGUGGGCCACCGUGGAGAGCAUGUUUUCACCAUGGACCCUACCAAUGUGGAGAACGGACGGGGGAAGGUUCCUCACGACCCCAGCCUCCCCUUUGCGAGCACCUUUAUUGGUGGGGAGCUUUACACAGGGCUGACUGCAGACUUCCUGGGUAGAGACUCAGUGAUCUUCCGUAGUCUGGGAGGUCGCUCCACCAUGAGGACUGAGACGGACCAGAAACUACUGCAUGAUCCUAAGUUUGUUGCGGCCCACCUCAUCCCUGAUAACGAUGACCGUGACAAUGACAAGGUGUACUUCUUCUUCACGGAGAAGGCCAUGGAGGCCGGAGACAGGGAGGGAGCCAUCCACACCCGCGUGGGACGAGUAUGUGCGAAUGACGCAGGUGGACAGAGAGUUCUGGUGAAUAAAUGGAGCACCUUCAUCAAGGCCAGGCUGGUGUGUUCUGUACCCGGGCCUCAUGGAAUCAACACACACUUCGACGAGCUGGAGGGUAUUUUCCUGCUCAAAGGCAAGGAUGAGAAGAACCCAGAUGUUUACGCCAUCUUCAGCACCAUCAGUAACGUGUUCCAGGGCUUUGCAGUGUGCGUGUAUCGUAUGGCAGACAUCCGGGAAGCUUUCAAUGGGCCGUUUGCGCACAAGGAGGGACCUGACUACCAGUGGGGGGCUUACGAGGGCAGAGUGCCCUAUCCAAGACCUGGGGUGUGCCCCAGUAAAAUAACCAACCAGCCUGGCAGACAGUUUGGCAGUACCAAGGACUUCCCAGACACAGUGCUUCAGUUUGCCCGGGGGCACCCCUUGAUGUGGCGCCCGGUGUACCCAGCCAUGAGGCAGCCUGUGCUGAUCAAGGCCAACGUGCCCUACCGCCUCAAACAAAUCGUGGUGGACCGCGUGGAGGCUGAGGACGGACAGUAUGAUGUCAUGUUCAUAGGCACAGACACAGGCACGGUGCUGAAGGUCAUCGCCCUGCGCAGCGGCAACUCUCUGGACACAGAGGAGGUCACUCUGGAGGAGCUGCAGGUCUUUAAGGUGCCAACUCCCAUUACCUCUUUGGACAUCUCAGUAAAAAGGCAAGCACUGUUCGUGGGUUCUCCAUUGGGUGUGGCUCAGCUGAGGCUCCACAGGUGUGAGACGUAUGGGAAGGCCUGUGCUGAGUGCUGCCUGGCCAGAGACCCCUAUUGCGCCUGGGACGGCACCUCCUGCACCCGCUACACCUCGCUCAGCAAACGCCGCUAUCGCCGCCAGGACAUCAGGCACGGCAACCCGGCCCUGCAGUGUAUGGACCAGAACCUCAGUGUGGAGGGAUUGGAUGUGACAGAGGAAAGGGUUGUGUACGGAGCAGAGAACAACAGCACCUUCCUGGAGUGUAUCCCCCGCUCCCCCCAGGCCACCGUCACAUGGCUGCUCCAACGGGACGACCGCAAGGAGGAGGUGAAGCUAGAUGAGCGGGUGAUGCGUACGGAGCAGGGCCUGCUGUUCCGCCGUGUGCUCCGUCAGGACGAGGGCGUGUACGUGUGUCGCUCUCGUGAGCACGGCUUCACCCAGACCCUCACCCGCCUCUCCCUGGAGGUCCUGCAGGGGGACACACUGAGCGAGCUGCUGGCCCGUGACGACGCCCCCCUCGACGGUCCCCAGGGGGCGAAGGGCUACCGGGCCUGGCCUCCCUGCCACGCUCACAGGAGCACCGGCCCCCUCAGCCAACAGCGCUCCUGGUUCAAGGACAUCAUGCAGCUGAUUGGCCCGUCCAACCUGCCGCACGUGGAGGAGUACUGCGAGAGGUUGUGGUGCAACGACAAGCUGCGGCGCAAACACAAGAGCAUGCUGGACAAGUACCGGCAGGCGCAGGACAGCGCACGCAAGGCCCGCAACAAGGGCUCCGGGGAACGCAACCGGACGCCGCGGGACGUCAGCAGCCGACAGCCGUAGAGGGGAGGGAGGAACGGAGAGGGGGAGGAAAUAGAGGACUGGGAGAAGGACCACAUGACACGAUUAAUGAGAGACUGAGAGAGAAAAGGAAGAGGUGGUAGUUCCAUGUAUUGCAGGAAGAGAGACACUGCCAACAGACUGUGGUGUUAAGGGUUGAGACUGAUGUGGACGGGGGGGGGGGGGGGGGGGACUCAUCAACUCUCCUUGACUUCAUGAAGAAACCCUCAACUGUUUUCACCAAGGGACCCCUCCUCUCCAUUGCAUCAUCAGUGACGUUGUAUAUGACUAUUGACUGACUGUACUGUGCUGUAAAUACUGUGUGGGGUUGGACUGCUACAACUGAUGACCUUUGACCCCUUAUGGCGCCCAUCUCUCUUUGGUCCGUGAGCCCAUUCCACACGAUGUACCCCUUAUGGCGCCCAUCUCUCUUUGGUCCGUGAGCCCAUUCCACACGUUGUACCCCUUAUGGUGCCCAUCUCCAGUCUGUUUGCCUCACCCUGCACCUCAUCAUACUUCUUCUGGAAGAAAUGGGGCUUAAUAUAAUUUUUUUUAAAGGGUUCUGUGGCUCACUUCCUGCACAGUAUUGCCUUCAAAGAGGUCCUAGAACACCGAAGCGCCGUAGUUUUUAGCAGUGUAAUCCCAUCACCCUGAAAGUCAUUCACAACCGGACAGUACGUUCGCAAGCAUGCAGUGUUGAGUGGACAUCUAAGUGCACUCACACAUCAUCCAUCACACACUCAGCCAUAACAACGCACCAGAGCAUUGCUUUAACUGAACGUUUUCAUGAGACGAUUGUUGACGGUUCAACAGAGAAAAGGCCUGUUUGUUUUAUCAGCUAGACUCCAGUUCCCACCAUUCCUAGUUGUGUCGUUCCUAACAAUGGAAGGAGAAGAACGGGUCGUUGGAGCUGGCUGAAUGUUCUGCUGGUGCUUUGUAAACACUGCUUCAUUAUUUAAAUACAGGGUUAGCUAUGAUAUUUCUCUCUCUGUUGUUAUAAUGCAAUGUUUUCACAGACUUCGCUGAAAAGCGCUCCUUUCAAGGGCACUGGUUGUAGGGAAAGGUGGGGGUCAGAGGAGUGAAGGGACAGGGAGGAUGGGACGGGGUGAGGGUAUGAAAUUGGGCUGGGUUCUAAAUAAGGAAUAGGGGGUAGUGAAUGGGGUCGUAGAAGUUGUGGGUGGGUUUUUGUUUUUUUACAAUGGGUGGUGGCGUGAUAUUAAAUUAGUUGGGUUAAUGUGGGUGGGUGGGGGUCAGGGGAUAGCUAUGCGAUCCUCCUUGGUUGGCUUGCAAAGGCUAGCCAGGAGAAGUGUGGGGUUUAACAACUCCCACUUGCUCCCAUGCCUUGGUUGCUUUCACUGGCAUACAAACUUGCCUGUAGAGGAGGAAGAGGUGGUGGUGGUGGUGGUGGG